Ricinus communis (castor bean) is the source of this 2347-nucleotide messenger RNA. Its product is annotated as NADP-dependent malic enzyme. Gene Ontology annotation, biological process: malate metabolic process; pyruvate metabolic process. Gene Ontology annotation, molecular function: malate dehydrogenase (decarboxylating) (NAD+) activity; malate dehydrogenase (decarboxylating) (NADP+) activity; NAD binding. The record is from RefSeq and is marked provisional. Gene Ontology annotation, cellular component: chloroplast. Lineage: Eukaryota; Viridiplantae; Streptophyta; Magnoliopsida; Malpighiales; Euphorbiaceae.
UCUUUCGUAUCUCUUUAGAGAGUGUUUAUAGAACACAGCGAAAGACUCUGUCUUUCCCACAUUUCUUUCGCCAUGAUCUCCUUGAAAAACAGUUUUCUGAGUGGCUCGUGCAGCAGUCCUGUACCAGGGAAACAGAGAGCAGGACUCGUAGUGCCUACAGCUCCUUCUUCUCUGAAAGUAGUAGCUUUAAAUCCCAAUAGGGAACGAAACGGCAGCAUUAUGAUGGAGAGCACACUACAAGAAAUGAGAGAUGGUGCUUCUGUGCUUGACUUAGACCCCAAAUCCACCGUUGCUGGUGGGGUCCGUGAUGUGUAUGGUGAGGAUACUGCCACUGAGGAUCAGUUUGUCACUCCUUGGUCCCUCUCUGUUGCUAGUGGGUAUUCCUUGUUGCGAGACCCACACCACAACAAAGGGCUCGCUUUCAAUGAUAAAGAGAGAGAUGCCCACUAUUUGCGUGGCCUUCUUCCCCCAGCAAUAGUUUCUCAGGAGCUCCAGGUGAAGAAAAUGAUGCACAUAAUUCGUCAAUAUCAACUUCCAUUGCAAAAGUACAUGGCUAUGAUGGAUCUUCAGGAGAGAAAUGAAAAAUUAUUCUAUAAGCUUCUUAUCCAAAAUGUUGAGGAGAUGCUCCCCAUUGUGUACACUCCAACUGUUGGUGAGGCAUGCCAGAAAUAUGGAAGCAUCUUUGGUCGUCCUCAGGGUCUCUACAUCAGCUUGAAAGAAAAGGGAAGAAUUCUUGAGGUAUUGAGGAACUGGCCUGAGAAGAAUAUUCAGGUCAUUGUUGUGACUGAUGGUGAGCGAAUUUUGGGGCUGGGAGACCUUGGAUGUCAGGGUAUGGGGAUACCUGUGGGGAAACUUUCUUUAUAUACAGCACUUGGCGGAGUUCGCCCUUCAUCUUGCUUGCCUGUAACAAUUGAUGUGGGAACCAACAAUGAGAAGCUGUUAAAUGACGAGUUCUAUAUAGGUCUCAGGCAAAGAAGGGCUACCGGACAGGAAUAUGCAGAACUGCUACAUGAAUUCAUGACUGCGGUCAAACAGAAUUAUGGUGAGAGAGUCCUCGUUCAGUUUGAAGACUUCGCAAACCAUAAUGCUUUUGAUUUGCUUGCAAAAUAUGGUACAACUCAUCUUGUUUUCAACGAUGAUAUUCAGGGCACAGCAUCUGUGGUCCUAGCAGGGCUUGUUGCAGCACUAAAAUUAGUUGGUGGAUCCUUAGCUGAUCACAGAUUCUUAUUCCUUGGUGCUGGAGAAGCUGGCACCGGAAUUGCAGAACUCAUAGCCCUGGAGAUGUCAAAACAGACAAACAUGCCAGUGGAAGAGACUCGUAAGAAGAUUUGGCUGGUGGACUCGAAGGGGUUGAUUGUUAGUUCUCGUAUGGAUUCACUCCAACAUUUUAAGAGGCCCUGGGCUCAUGAACAUGAACCUAUUAAGACACUUCUGGAUGCUGUUAAUGACAUUAAGCCAACAGUUUUAAUUGGAACAUCAGGAGUGGGAAGAACAUUUACUAAAGAAGUAGUUGAGGCUAUGGCCUCCUUCAAUGAGAAACCUAUAAUUCUUGCUCUUUCUAAUCCAACUUCACAAUCCGAAUGUACUGCUGAAGAAGCUUAUACAUGGAGUCAGGGCCGUGCUAUUUUUGCUAGUGGAAGCCCAUUUGCCCCUGUUGAAUAUGAGGGAAAGGUUUAUGUGCCUGGUCAGGCAAACAAUGCAUAUAUCUUUCCUGGAUUUGGUCUGGGUUUAAUUAUGUCGGGUACAAUCCGUGUUCAUGAUGAUAUGCUUCUGGCAGCAUCGGAAGCUUUGGCUGCACAGGUGACCCAGGAAAACUUUGACAAGGGGCUCAUUUACCCACCAUUCACAAACAUCAGAAAGAUUUCAGCGAAUAUUGCUGCCAAUGUGGCUGCUAAAGCUUAUGAACUUGGAUUGGCUUCUCGCCUCCCUCAACCGAAGGAUCUGGUGAAGUAUGCCGAAAGCUGUAUGUACAGCCCUGCCUACCGAAGUUACCGGUGAAGUGGAGGAAGGUUCAUACCUCUCCCACCUAACCACACCUCCACCUUCUCCCCAAGGAAGGGAAGAAAACCAAAAAAAAUGUAUUAAAGAGAAAAGAGUAGAAAUUCACGCUUAGUCACAUAAUCAGCUGUUUUUACCAUUUUUUUUCCUCCCCUUAUUAUUAUUCUUUUUCCAAUGUUUCAAUCGUUAAUCUCUUCUUUAAUACGUUGUCAUGUAAGUCAUUUUGGUGGGUAAGCAGUAGCACAUGAUAGGUGCUGGUAGUUGGAUGCACGAAAUGGAAUGUAGCAUGUUAUCGACUUUGAAAAUUCUCAUAUGAACGUCAAAUUCAAUAGUGAUCUUUGACUUCUCA